Molecule: messenger RNA, 2752 nt
Organism: Euleptes europaea (tarantolino)
Lineage: Eukaryota; Metazoa; Chordata; Lepidosauria; Squamata; Sphaerodactylidae
Product: bifunctional heparan sulfate N-deacetylase/N-sulfotransferase 4
Exons: 13
Coding region: 22-2643 (873 amino acids)
Cellular component (GO): Golgi apparatus
Molecular function (GO): heparan sulfate N-sulfotransferase activity; deacetylase activity
Source: RefSeq, a predicted model, not a curated record
ACUGAAAGUGCUGCAAAAAAAAUGAAUUUGAUUCUGAAACUUCGUAGAAGUUUCCGAACACUAGUAAUCCUCCUAGCCACCUUUUGUUUAGUGAGCAUAGUCAUUUCUGCUUAUUACUUGUAUGCAGGUCACAAGCAAGAAAUUACCCUGAUUGAUACCACAGGAGGGGCAGAGUGUGAGGACCUAAAGCUUUUACCAUACAGGUCCAUGGAACUUAAAACUGCUAAGCCAAUUGAUCCAUCUAGGACUGAACCUACUGUUCUGCUGUUUGUCGAAAGCCAGUACUCUCAGCUUGGCCAGGACAUCAUAGCCAUUCUGGAGUCUAGUCGUUUUCAGUAUCAGAUGGUGAUUGCUUCGGGGAAAGGGGACAUUCCUCCUCUGGCAGAUAACGGCAAAGGAAAAUAUAUACUUGUAAUAUAUGAAAAUAUUUUGAAGUACACAUCCAUGGAUUCGUGGAACAGAGAACUUCUGGAAAAAUACUGUGUGGAAUACAGUGUUAGCAUGAUUGGUUUUCAUAAAGCCAAUGAGAACAGCUUGUCAAGCACUAGACUCAAAGGAUUUCCAUUGCAACUUUACAAUAAUGUAGCUCUUCAAAACUGCUUAGUAAAUCCCCAGUCUCCUCUACUGCACAUUACCAAAGCCCCACGGGUUGAGAAAGGCCCAUUACCAGGUGAAGACUGGACCGUUUUCCAAUAUAACCACUCCACUUACCAAGCAGUGCUUUUAACAGAACUUCAGGCUUCCAAACCAUUCCCAGCAUCGCUGCCUAAGAUUUUUCUUUAUGCUACAGUGAUUCAGGACCUGGGCCUUCAUGAUGGGAUUCAGAGAGUUCUUUUUGGAAACAACUUGAACUUUUGGUUGCAUAAACUCAUUUUUAUAGAUGCCAUCUCCUUCUUGUCAGGGAAGAUGCUCACAUUGUCCCUGGAUAGGUACAUUCUUGUUGACAUUGAUGACAUCUUUGUUGGGAAAGAAGGGACGAGAAUGAAUGUAAAAGAUGUGAAGGCCUUACUAGAGACUCAAACUUUACUACGCACUCAGGUUGCAAAUUUUACCUUCAACCUUGGAUUUUCAGGAAAAUUUCACCACACAGGAACCAUUGAAGAGGAUGAAGGUGAUGACCUAUUGCUAAAUUCUGUGGAUGAGUUCUGGUGGUUUCCACAUAUGUGGAGUCACAUGCAACCUCACCUGUUCCAUAACGAGUCGUCGCUGGUGGAGCAGAUGAUUCUCAACAAGGAAUUUGCACUAGAGCAUGGUAUUCCAACUGACAUGGGCUAUGCAGUUGCUCCUCACCAUUCUGGUGUCUAUCCUGUUCAUAUUCAGCUUUAUGAAGCCUGGAAGAAAGUGUGGGGUAUUAAAGUCACCAGCACUGAAGAGUACCCUCAUCUGAAACCUGCACGGUACAGGCGGGGCUUCAUCCACAAUGGCAUCAUGGUACUCCCUCGACAGACAUGUGGACUUUUCACCCAUACAAUCUUUUACAAAGAGUAUCCUGGGGGCCCUCAAGAAUUAGACAAAAGCAUCCAAGGAGGCGAACUGUUUCUUACCAUUCUUCUCAACCCCAUCAGUAUCUUCAUGACUCACUUGUCCAACUAUGGGAAUGACCGCUUGGGUUUGUACACCUUUGUCAACUUGGCCGGCUUUGUUCAAAGCUGGACCAACCUGAAGCUCCAGACUCUGCGUCCAGUUCAGCUGGCUCACAAGUACUUUGAUCUUUUCCCCGAGCAAAAAGACCCACUGUGGCAGAAUCCAUGUGAUGACAGACGCCAUCGGGAUAUCUGGUCUAGAGAUAAAUCUUGUGAACACCUGCCAAAAUUUCUUGUGAUUGGUCCACAGAAAACAGGAACAACAGCACUUUAUUUAUUUCUCCUUAUGCAUCCUUCCAUCAUUAGUAAUCUCCCCAGUCCAAAAACCUUUGAAGAAGUUCAGUUCUUUAACGGAAACAACUACCACAAGGGAAUCGACUGGUACAUGAAUUUUUUUCCUACCCCUUCUAAUAUCACCACUGAUAUCAUAUUUGAGAAAAGUGCCAACUACUUCCAUUCAGAAAAAGCUCCCAAGCGUGCUGCCUCCCUCAUUCCCAAGGCAAGACUCAUCACCAUUCUCAUUGACCCAUCGGACCGAGCAUACUCCUGGUAUCAGCAUCAGCGUUCUCAUGAAGACCCUGCUGCUCUGAAGUUCAAUUUCUAUGAAGUGAUCACAUCAGACGACUGGGCACCCCCUGAGUUAAAGACUCUACAGAAACGCUGCUUGACUCCUGGAUGGUAUGCAGUGCAUAUUGAAAGAUGGCUAACAUACUUUCCCACUUCACAGUUGCUCAUUGUUGAUGGACAGCAGCUCAGAAGCGAUCCCGCUACUAUAAUGGAUGAAGUGCAGAAGUUUCUGGGAGUUUCUCCUCAUUAUAAUUAUUCAGAAGCCCUAACGUUUGACCCUCAGAAAGGCUUUUGGUGUCAGCUGCUGGAGGGAGGAAAGACGAAAUGCCUGGGGAGAAGCAAAGGCCGAAAGUAUCCACCAAUGGAUCAAGAGUCCAGGGCAUUCCUUUCAAACUACUACCGAGAUCACAAUGUAGAACUCUCCAAACUGCUGCACAGACUAGGAGAGCCGUUGCCAUCUUGGCUAAGACAAGAGCUUCAGAAAGUGAGAUAGCACGGAAGGUGGGAGGAGCCAAAGCUUUCGUGGCCUGUUUCCUUCACUCAAACACCCUGCAAUUUCCCAGUCCACUUGCAAUUGUCAGUCCAGGAUCCCAUGAAUAAUU